UUCCCGAAGGGGCAGGUGGGGGCGGGGAGCGGGCGCUGGGGUCGUGGUGGCCGGAGGGGCCUGGGCCACCAGGUCGACGCCUGCGGCUGCCGCGGCCCAGACCAAGGGACCCGCCGCGGCGCCGUCGCCGGAGAGGGAGGGCCCGCUGCCGUCGCAAAGAGCAGCAGAGUCUAACCAGUGGGGUUACCUGGGAGAUGGCGUGAGGUGUCACACACCAGCUGCACAGCACAGCGCCCGGCACAUCGUUGGUCUUUGGCAAUGGAGAUCCUGAAAAUCCUGACGUCUCAGCCCUUUGGGUCCUAGGAGGAGGUUUGGUCAUGGUCCAGCUGGGAAGACGCACGCACUUCUUUGAGCUUUCAACUGGGACUUUAGUGCUGCUGCUGAGAGGUAGAGCUGCUGAGAAGCCAAACAGGAAAUGGCAAGGUGACCCUGAAAUUAGCAGUGGCUAGCAGCUGCCACCACAGCCAAGCUGGAGCAUCGAGGUCAGCAGGCUGGAGUUGGGCUGGCUCUACAGUAGAGACACUGUCCAAGGACAGAGCCCCUGGACUCCCAGGCUCCUGGUCAAGGAGGAGGAGGAGACACCUAUCUGCCAGGAGUGAGGGUGCUGAGUUUGGCCUGAGGACCAGGCCACUGGUCUCGGGAUGCCCCUGCCUGAACCAAGCGAUCAGGAGGAGGAGAAUGUGCAGGCUGGCCUGGAGCCUUCCCCUGAUGUGGGCACAGAUGUUGUCCCAGCUGCCCCCAGGAAACCCCAGGACUUCCCCAAUCUGGUCCUGCUGAUGGCCUCUGACCAGGAUGGGGAUGGAGUGGACUCCAAGCCCACUGAAGUGCACUGUAUCGUGUCCUUGGAGAUGUCUGGUCCUGCAACCCUGACCAGCACCCUCCAGAUCCUUCCAGCUGAGGAAGAGCAGGCCCUGAUAGUCCAGCCCAGCCUGAGGGCUCCUGAGCAGAAACGCAGCAAGCUGGAUACAGCAGCCCCCCAGCCCCUGGAGUUCCUGAGGACCCCAUUCGGGGGCCGCCUCCUUGUCUACGAGUCCUUCCUAUACAAGCAGGAGAAGGCUGUGGGGGACAAGGUGUACUGGAAGUGCCGCCAGCAUGCAGAUCUGGGCUGUCGGGGCCGCGCCGUCACCCGAGGCCUGCGGGCCACAGUGAUGCGAGACCACUGCCACCCGCCCAACACGGAAGGACUGGAGGCCCAGUGCCAGAGGGAGGAGACGCCCAGCCCGGCCCUGCCAGAGGGCUUGGGGGACUCCCAGGGGCCCCAGGGCCCUGGAGGCCAAGUGGAGGAGCCACCUGAGGGGGUAGGGCCGUGGCUGAACCCUGAGGAGCCAGAGCCCACGCCUGGGCAGCUACAGUGCAAGUCGGCCCCAGAGGAGGAUGAGGGGCACCGAGCCCUGUCACUGCUGAGCUUGCCGCCCAAGAAGCGCCCAGCACUGGGGUUGGGCCAGGCCAGGCCCCUCGAGUUCCUGAGGACGUGCUAUGGGGGAAGCUUCCUGGUGCACCAGUCGUUCCUGUACAAGCGCGAGAAGGCCGUGGGGGACAAGGUGUACUGGACCUGCCGGGACCACGCGCUACAUGGCUGCCGCAGCCGUGCCAUCACGCAGGGCCAGCGGGUAACAGUGAUGCGUGGCCACUGUCACCCACCGGACAUGGAGGGCUUAGAGGCUCGGAGGCAGCAGGAGAAGGCCAUGGAGACACUGCAGGCCAAGCCAGAUGGCCUUGAGGGCGGUGCCGACAAGCAGCUCCCUGGCGUGGACAGUCUACUCUACCAGAGGGGACCAGGUACCCUGACUCUGACGAGGCCCCGGCCCAGAAAGAAAGCAAAGGUCAAAGAUCAGGAGCCUGCACAAUCCCAAGCCCUGCAGGGAUCCCCUGAGGAGGACCAGGAUGCAGACCCUGGUGGUCCUGAGUUCCUGAGGACCCCUCUCGGGGGCAGCUUCCUGGUGUACGAGUCCUUCCUCUACAGGCGGGAGAAGGCUGCUGGCGAGAAGGUGUACUGGACGUGCCGGGACCAGGCGCGCAUGGGCUGCCGCAGCCGGGCCAUCACCCAGGGCUCUCGGGUGACUGUGAUGCGAGGUCACUGCCAUCCACCUGACCUGGUGGGCCUGGAGACCCUGAGGCAGCGGGAGGACUGCCCCAACCCCACUCAGCGGGGGAGCACAGGAGGUCCCGAGUUCCUGAAGACGCCUCUCGGGGGCAGCUUCCUGGUGUACGAGUCCUUCCUCUACAGGCGGGAGAAGGCUGCUGGCGAGAAGGUGUACUGGACGUGCCGGGACCAGGCGCGCAUGGGCUGCCGCAGCCGGGCCAUCACCCAGGGCCAGCGGGUGAUGGUGAUGCGCAGGCACUGCCACCCGCCUGACCUGGCGGGCCUGGAGGCCCUGAGGCAGCGGGAGCAUUUCCCCAACCUGACCCACUGGGAAGGCCCAGAGCCCCUGCAGCCCCUGGAGUUCCUGCGGACUUCCCUGGGGGGCAGGUUCCUGGUGUACGAGUCCUUCCUCUACAGGAAAGAGAAGGCCGCUGGCGAGAAGGUGUACUGGAUGUGCCGCGACCAGGCCCGGCUGGGCUGUCGCAGCCGGGCCAUCACCCAGGGCCACCGGGUGAUGGUGAUGCGCAGCCACUGCCACCAGCCUGACCUGGCGGGCCUGGAGGCACUGCGGCAGCGGGAGCGGCUCCCCAACCCAGCCCAGCAGGAGGACCCAGAAAAGAUAAAACUUCUGCCUGAAGUUCAACAGUGCUUCAAGACUGGUCCUCCUGAAAGCCAGCAGAUUUGUGGGAACACUGGAGAUUUAAAGCCGGACAGUGAGUCUCAGUGAGGUGAAGAAUCUCCGCAGAGACAGAGGAGGAGCCCUGUGCAGAGGCUGCUGGUGUUCUUCCUGUCCACACAGGCAUUUCCCAUCCACUCAGAUGUGCUUGACUAAACCUUGCUUCCCUCUUCUGAAGCAUGGAAGGCCUUCAGGCUUCCUCAGAGGUAUCCCAGGAGGAGCACUUGGAUGGUGUCCUUGUGUCAGCAAAAACAGCGUCCAGAGGUGGGGCAGAGCAGGGCGGUGGCUGCUGCCGCCCGCUUCUGUGGGCUCCUCAGCUCUGGAGAAGCACCCUGGAGGCCGCGCCCACUCUGCUGCUGCAGCCGUUCAUCUUCAGGGCAUGAGACUUUGCCGAGGACUUUCCACAGGGUGUGGCCCUGCUGGAGCGCAGGAGAUGCAGGAAGGAAGUGGCGUGAGCCAGAGCGCAUGCGGCCAUCCCCUCCAGAGCCCGAGCGGCCAUCCCCUCCAGAGCCCGAGCGGCCAUCCCCUCCAGAGCCCGUGCAGCCAUACCAGGUCUUUUUGGACAGGCGCUGGAAGACCUUCCCGGUCUUUGGCCACCUGCUGCCUGCUGGGGCGUGGCCCUCUGUAACCACUGCAGAGCAGGCCACACCAGGGCUCGCUGGCUGUCCUUCCUGUGCUCUUUUCCAGCUUAAAUUAAAUCCAUGCUCAUGA
Sciurus carolinensis (gray squirrel) is the source of this 3470-nucleotide messenger RNA. It is a transcript of the gene Flywch1, whose product is annotated as FLYWCH-type zinc finger 1. The record is from RefSeq and is a predicted model, not a curated record. The coding region runs from base 642 to 2810 and encodes 722 amino acids. The transcript has 10 exons. Lineage: Eukaryota; Metazoa; Chordata; Mammalia; Rodentia; Sciuridae.